AGAAACCCUAAUCCCCAUUUCCACCGCCAUCUCCGUCCGGCUUCCAGGACGGUAUGUUCUUACAGUUGCAGGCGAGUUGAUCUGCUCAGCCAAUGAGGGGAACCAUUGGAAGAAGACUUCCUUAUUGCAGCUCCAGCUUCACCAGUAAUGCCUCCGCCAGACAAACCUUAGUUCUCUUCUCGACUUCUUCCUCCGGCGGCGGCGGCGGAAGAGGCCGUGGCCGAGGCGGGCCCGCUCGGUUCGAAUUCACGGUCCCUGACGAUGAGUCAAGCUCUACUGGCUUCGACUUGGGUGCGCCUGCUCCGGGCAAACCUUUCCCCGAGGACGAUGCGGCGCCUCCUGGGCUGGGCCACGGCCGCGGCAGGCCUGCACCCGCCUCUCCAACCCUGCCGUCGUUCUCCUCCUUCGUUGCCACUGUUGGAAGAGGACGCGGCCGAGCCCAGCAGCCCCCUGCGGACUCGGAUUUCAAGAAGCCCAUCUUCUUCAAAAAGGAGGAGGGGCCUCCCAAGUGGGCGGCGCCCCCCUCUGAUGCUGGGAUUUCGGAACCGCCAGCAGAGGCUAAGGAAGAGGGUCUGAAUCGCAAGAUCUCUGCUGGCAUAAUAUCAGCUCUCUCCGGAGCUGGCCGGGGUAAAACUGUCCAGCAGCCCGGCCCUGAACAUCCGGUAGAAGAGAACCGCCACCUUGGGCCAAGGCCGCCAGGUGCCCAUUCCGGAGUUAUCCAUAGAAAUUCAGCUAAGAGGACUGUGGGGAUUCUUUCCGGUGAUGGACCAGAAGGCAGCACGGUCAGUGGACGAGGCGGUGGCGGGAGAGGAAGAUGGACAGGGUUCCAGGGAGGGAGAGGGUUCCGGGGACGUGGCCAAGGGAGAGGUGCAUUUGGGCGGGGAGGCCGCGGAGGAGCCUCCAGAGAAAGGUGGGAGAGAGAUGCUGUCAAUGAGGACUCCAAGGAGGGAUCAGAGGAUGAGGACGGGCUUUAUCUCGGGAACAAAGCAGAUGGGGAGGAGUUUGCUAAUCGGAUGGGGGUUGAGAGAAUGAACAUGCUUACCGAAGCAUUCGAGGAGAUAGGCGACCGGGUCCUGCCUUCUCCCGCCAUUGAGCAGCACUUGGAUGCAUUCCAUACUAACUGUCUGAUAGAGUUCGAGCCUGAGUACUUGAUGGAAGAGUUUGGUACCAAUCCCGACAUAGAUGAAAAACCGCCUAUUCCUCUUAGAGAAGCGCUUGAGAAGAUGAAGCCAUUCUUGAUGAAAUAUGAGGGAAUUGAAAGUCAAGAAGAAUGGGAGGAAGUUGUGAAGGCAACGAUGGAUCAAGUCCCAUUGAUGAAAGAGAUCGUGGAUUACUACAGUGGACCGGACAGGGUUACGGCCAAGCAACAACAGCAAGAAUUGGAAAGAGUCGCAAAAACCAUUCCCCAAAGUGCACCUGCUUCGGUUAAGCGAUUUGCUGAUCGGGCCGUCCUCACUCUCCAGAGCAAUCCUGGGUGGGGAUUCGACAAGAAAUGCCAAUUCAUGGACAAGGUCGUGUGGGAGGUUUCUCAGCAAUACAAGUGACUUUGGAAGAGGCCGGUCCAGUGCUGGUUGCCCAAGAAGUUCGUUGCAUCAGUAGGUAAAUUAUCUAUACAGACCACAUUGUUAUAUGUUCGGAGAUUGAGGAGUUCGCGAGGUGGGGCACUGGUGAGCAUCUUGUAACGGAAUCCGAUCACAGAUGUAGUUUAACAUUUCUAUGGAGCUUCGGAUACCUUUCGUAAGAGGCUUGUUCAUCCUUGGGCCAUUUCAUUAGUUUGGAUCUCGAGGCAGUUAUAAUAAGGGUCAUGGCCAGUCAGGUCUUCUGUGUACAUGAUCUCUUUCAAAGUCCGGAUAUCUUUCGGUACUUAUCUGUACUCUUAUCCUCGCUGAGGCUGCUCAUUUCGUAAGCUUCGGAGAUUUUACCGAGUUGCCCAAUUUUUUUGUAUCUGCGGCUGCUUGCUAUGUUCUCUACUUUUAUGGUUAGUGUAUUUUCGCUGUUCAUUAGA
Punica granatum (pomegranate) is the source of this 2005-nucleotide messenger RNA. NCBI's taxonomy places the organism in Eukaryota, Viridiplantae, Streptophyta, Magnoliopsida, Myrtales, Lythraceae. The record is from RefSeq and is a predicted model, not a curated record.